CUACAGCCUCGCGGCUGACGUUCUGCAUGCGCAUGAAGCCACAACUACCCCACCUAAGGCCUUGUGCGAUGCCAUCGCCAGAUUAAGAAUAAAACACAGCGCGCUCGACUCAGUUCGCGCUUCUGGGAACCCAGUUCUACUAUCAAGACAUUCAGAGCUGCACGGCUGUCUAUUGCCCUCCUGCUACGCCGACCUCUACCGCUCGCAGCACAGCCACCUCACCCUCAUCCUAUUAGACUGCCACGUCGAACCUCUCGCGUCUUGUUUCCACCACGCGUCCACCACAGAUCCACAGAUUCACAUGAGUCGAUGCGUCUUCUAAAGUACGGAGAAGAUGGCCGCAUUACUAUUAGCAGCUUCGACGAUGACGCGCUACCCCGUUAUGCAAUUCUUUCACAUACCUGGGGGGCAGAUGCGGAUGAGGUGACUUUCGCAGACCUUGCAAAAGGCAACAGCAAGCACAAGCCUGGCGAUAUAGAGAUGUCUGGCUACAAGAAGAUGUUUGGCUAUAAGAAGGUGCUUGGCUAUAAGAAGACGACUGGCUAUAAGAAGAUUCGCUUCUGUGCAGAGCAAGCACAGCAAGAUGGACUGCAGUAUUUCUGGGUUGACACAUGCUGCAUCGACAAGUCAGACAAGGCUGAGCUCUCUUUAGCUAUCCAGUCUAUGUUUCGCUGGUACCAAAAUGCGACCAAGUGCUACGUAUACCUAUCAGACGUAUCGACAAAGAAGGGAAUAGCUGGCAGUUUUUCCACCAAGUUCACUUGGGAGCCUGCCUUUAAGUCAAGUCGAUGGUUCACUCGUGGCUGGACGCUCCAAGAGCUUGUCGCACCAAGCAUCGUCGAGUUCUUCUCUCAAGAGUGGGAGAAGCUUGGUGACAAGACAUCGCUAAAGUCAUUGAUCAAAAGGAUCACUGGCAUUCCACACGAAGCGCUAGAAGGAGCUCCUCUUUCCCAAUUUAGCAUUGACGAGCGGCUGCGGUGGAAAGAAGGCCGUGUGACUAAACGCGAAGAAGACGGAGCGUACUCGCUGCAAGGGAUUCUAGAUGUCGAGCUAGCGCCAGUGUAUGGCGAAGGUGCAGCUGGCGCCUUCAGGCGCCUUAUGGACGAGAUCGACGGUUUAAAACGAUGUGUCCAAGACCUACACAGCACAGACCCGCGUAAUGACAAGCAGCGCAUUGAGGAUACAAAGGGUGGACUGCUAGCAGACUCCUACCGCUGGGUUCUGGACAACACCACUUUCCAGCAAUGGCAACAGGACCCGCACAGCCGGCUGCUAUGGGUAAAAGGAGACCCUGGUAAAGGCAAGACGAUGUUGCUCUGCGGCCUUAUUAACGAGCUGCAAAAAUCGAUUCCUAAGAGUGCCCAUCUGUCGUAUUUUUUCUAUCAAGCGACUGAUGCGCGCAUCAACAGCGCCACGGCCGCGCUACGAGGGCUGCUGCAUAUGCUUGUGACUCAGAAACCAUCGCUUGCAUCGCACAUCCGCAAGAAGUACGACUUUGCCGGAAAGGCCUUGUUCGAAGAUGCGAAUGCUUGGGUAGUUUUGGAAGAGAUCUUCGGGGAUUUGAUACAAAAUCCAAGCCUUACGAUGACGUACCUAAUCAUCGACGCACUGGACGAGUGCGUCGUGGAUCGGACGAAGCUGCUGGAGUUUGUCGCAAAGCAGUCAUCUGCGUCCCCCCGUGUUAAGUGGAUUGUUUCUAGCCGUAACUGGCCAGAUAUUGAAGCACAGCUAGAGCGGGCAGGACACAAAGUAAAGCUAAGUCUUGAGCUAAACGCGCACUCAGUCGCAGCAGCGGUUGAUGUCUUUAUACAGCGGAAGGUGGAUCAGCUAGCGCAGGAAAAGGGGUACAAGGCAGAGGUCCGGCUCGCCGUGCUCCAGCACCUGAGGUUAAACGCCAACGACACCUUCCUCUGGGUAGCGUUAGUGUGCCAGGACCUGAAAACGACACCAAAGUGGAACGUGUUGAACAAGCUAGCCCUAUUCCCACCUGAGCUAGACUCCCUGUACAAGCGGAUGAUGGACCAGAUAAGCGAGUCCGAUGGUGCCGAGAUCUGCCGGCAGGUGCUAGCUUCGACUGCGAUCCUGUACCGACCUGUUGCGGUCCCUGAACUAGUUGCGCUUGUGGAGCAGCUUGAGGAUUUAGAUGACCUAGAGUCGGUGCGGGAGAUUGUCGGCUUAUGUGGGUCGUUUCUCACCCUGCGAAAGGAUAUAGUCUACUUUGUGCAUCAGUCCGCAAAGGACUUCCUCUUUGCAAAGGCUUAUAACGAAGCGUUUCCAGACGGAAGCGAAGCCAUUCAUCAGACAAUAUUCUUAAGGUCGCUGGCAGUGCUCUCUAGGACGCUCCGCAGGGACAUGUACAAUUUAGAAGCGCCAGGAUAUCCUAUCAAGAACGUCAAACUACCCAAGGCAGACCCAUUAGUAGUAUCACGGUACCCGUGCGUCUACUGGGUCGAUCAUCUGUGGGAGUCAAAGCCCAAGUCAUUGGGGAGCAGUGUCGGUGGCCUGGAAGCUCUAGACGUUGUCGAUAACUUUCUAAGAAAGAAGUAUCUCUACUGGCUAGAAGGGCUUAGUCUUUGCAGAGGCGUAGAGAAUGGUGUGGUAUCAAUGACAAAACUGUGGUUGUUAGUGCAGGAGAUGCGUGACCAAGAUAGACUUGCUCUGCUUGUUCAAGACGCAUGGCGAUUCAUCAUGUACCACAAAGGGGCAAUCGAGGGUUACCCUCUUCAGACCUAUGCAUCCGCACUCCUGUUCAGUCCGACAAGUGGUCUCAUCAGACAGCUGUUCCAGCACGAAGAGCCGAAAACAAUCAGUAUUAGACCAGCUCUGAGCGACGGAUGGAGCGCGUGCCUGCAGACGCUCGAGGGCCAUAGC
Paraphaeosphaeria sporulosa is the source of this 2871-nucleotide messenger RNA. RefSeq names its product HET-domain-containing protein. NCBI's taxonomy places the organism in Eukaryota, Fungi, Ascomycota, Dothideomycetes, Pleosporales, Didymosphaeriaceae. The annotation marks the transcript as partial. The record is from RefSeq and is a predicted model, not a curated record. The transcript has 2 exons.